Messenger RNA from Sungouiella intermedia, 2805 nucleotides. The record is from the annotation of a GenBank genome assembly. Lineage: Eukaryota; Fungi; Ascomycota; Pichiomycetes; Serinales; Metschnikowiaceae.
AUGUCCACCCAAACCUACAAAGCGCUGGACGCCUAUUCGGGCUCCAUGCCUGACAAAAUGGCGGUCUUCCAGGAGUGCUUGCAGCAAUUCAACGCGCUGCCGGUCAAUGCCAAAAAGUGCCGUCAACUUUUGGCCAAGUUGUUGAGGUUGAUAUACCAAGGUGAACUGUUUCCACCAAAGGAGGCCACCAAGUUGUUUUUCUCCAUUUCCAAGUUGUUCCAGCACAAGGAUUCGUCCUUGCGUCAGUUGGUCUAUUUGACUAUCAAGGAGCUUUCGCUGACUCUGUCCGAUAUCUUGAUGGUCACCUCGUCCAUUAUGAAAGAUAUCCAAUCUGGUGAUGUUAUUUACAAGCCCAACGCUAUUAGAACUUUGGCCAAGGUCUUGGAUCCUACCACGGUGUCUGCAUCCGAGAGAUUGUUUAAGAAUUGUCUUGUUGAUAAGAAUCCUAUUGUGUCUUCUGCUGCGUUGAUCUCCUCUUACAACUUGCUUCCAAUUGCCAAGGACGUGGUGAAGCGUUUCACCAACGAGACUUUGGAGACCAUCCAGUCCUACAAGCUGUUCCCUCCAAACCAGUUUCAGUUACACGAGUACUACGGAGGUUCCACUACAAACUUGCCUUCCAACUCCUAUAUGUACCAGUACCAUGCAUUGGGUUUGUUGUACCAGUUGAGAAACCACGACAAGAUGUCGUUGAUGAAGCUCAUCACGUCUUUAUCUGAAGGUUCGGCCCUUAAGAACUCGUUGUCCAUCAUCCAGCUCAUUCGUUACAUCAACAAGGUCUUGGUGGACGAUCAGACUUUGAUGCCUCACUUGUAUCCUAUCUUGUCUGGUUUCUUGAAGCACAAGUCUGAUAUGGUGGAGUUGGAAGCUUGCAAGACUUUGGUCAGCUUGCAGCAUUUGCUCAAGGAGGAAGAGUUUAUGUCCAUCAUCCUUACUUUGCAGAAGUUGUUGAGUGUUCCUAGAACGGCCACCCGUUUUGCUGCCAUCCGUUUGAUCAACAAGAUCUCCUUGAAGCACCCAGAAAAGAUUAUGGUGGUCAACUUGGAAUUGGAGACUUUGAUCAAUGACUCGAACAGACUGAUUUCUACCUUGGCUAUCACCACGCUAUUGAAAACGUUGGGUGUUGGCACCAUCGAGUCCACCAGCUCAGAAAGUGUGGACAGAUUGAUUUCCAAGAUGACCUCUUUGAUGGAUGAGAUCACCGAGGACUUCAAGGUUGUUAUUAUCGAAGCCAUUGAGAACUUGGCUUUAAAAUUCCCAUCUAAGCACAAAAAGUUGGUCGCAUUCCUCUCUGACUUGUUACGUGACGACGGAACCUUGCAGUUGAAGUCCAGCAUUGUUGAAGCAUUGUUUGACUUGAUUAAGUUCUUGCCUGAUGAAAGCGCCAAGCAACUCAUCUUGAUGAACUUGUGUGAAUUUAUUGAAGACUGUGAGUUCACCGAGUUGUCCGUGCGUAUUUUGCACUUGUUGGGUGACGAGGGCCCAUCAACCCUGAACCCAUCGUACUAUAUCAGACACAUCUACAACAGAUUGGUUUUGGAGAACUCUAUUGUGAGAUCUUCCGCUGUAAUCGCUUUGGCAAAGUUCGCUGCCGUUUGUGAUGAAGAGUUGUCUUCCAACGUUAAAAUUUUGUUGACUAGAUGUCUCAACGAUGUGGACGAUGAAGUGAGAGAUAGAGCAUCCUUGUCUUUGAGAUUCAUCAACAGCAAACAGCCGAAGUUGGUUGUCAAUGACUCUAAGUUUAAUUUGGCUGCAUUGGAGAGUAGGUUGACUCACUACUUGAAUGACGAGUCCAACUUUGCUCAUCAAUUCAAUAUUGCCGAGGUGCCACUUCUCACAAAGGAGGAAGUCAAGUCUUUGGAAUACAACACCAAGAUCAAGAAGUUGGAAAGUGGUGCCGAAGGCACUCCUGCUGCCGAGCAGACGGCUUCUUCUUCUGCUAAUGAUAAGAGAGCCGCUGAGACUGAGAGUGCUGGUGCAAAUGAUUACUUGCAGCAACAGGAGUACGCCGUUAAGUUGGCUUCUAUUCCAGACUUGGCUGAUUAUGGCAAGUUGACAAAGUCUUCAUCUUCUCCAAUCUACUUGACCGACAAGGAGAACGAGUUCGUUGUUACAGUCGUGAAGCACUUUUUCACGGAAACACAAAAGUUGGUUUUGCAAUACGACAUCACGAAUACCUUGCCUUCUUUGGUGUUACAAGAUGUUUCUGUUCUCACUCAGGCUGAUAACGAAUUGUACGAAGAAGACUUUGUUAUUCCAUUGGCCGAAUUGAGACCAGAAGAGACCGGUAGCGUUUUCGUCUCUUACACCGCUCCAACUAUCGGAGACGAGGACAUCUUGGCUGCUUUUGGUAACACCAUCACCUAUACAAGUAAAGACAUUAUUGACGACGAAGGAGGAAUCGAUCCUGCUGAUGAAGGUAUGGAGGACGAGUAUCAGAUCGAGGAUUUGGAAAUCAAUGCCGGCGAUUUCAUUACUCCUUUGUACAACUCCAACUUUUCCAACAUUUUUGAACAGUUGCCAAACGAGGAAAGUAGUGUUGUGACGAUUACAGGUGCCACCAACUUGGAGGGAGCUGUGAAUGUGCUCACCAAGUCGUUGAAUGCCAUGGCAUUGGACGGUUCCGAUUACGUUCCUGCCGACUCUACUUCGCACGUGUUGAAGUUGUUGGGUAAGGAUUUGUGGAACGGAAAGGUGGGAGCAUUGGUGAGAUUGGCCAUCACUGGAGGCAAAGUUGUUGCCAAGUUGCAGGUGAGAUGCGAAACCGAAGGCUUCGCACCAGUGGUUGCUAACGGAGCCGUGUAG